Messenger RNA from Dermatophagoides farinae (American house dust mite), 837 nucleotides. The record is from RefSeq and is a predicted model, not a curated record. Lineage: Eukaryota; Metazoa; Arthropoda; Arachnida; Sarcoptiformes; Pyroglyphidae.
AUGGUAAAUGUCAUUGCUGGUUCUUGGAUCGCACCAAAUUGUCGAUCAGCUAUUUUUCAUUUACAUAUUUCAAGAUUGUUGACCAUUCUGGAAACGCCCGUUUCAAACACUUGUCAUGAUGUUAAAAUUUCAGCCACAAAUGGUAAUCUUUCACCAUUGAUAAUUUCCGAUUUGAAUAAUAAUGAAAUUGAAAAUGAUAAUGCAACUGAUUGGUUAAAUCAUGUAAAGUUGGCAUCUAAUUGUUUUGAACAAAAUUUGAUUGCAUUUCCGGCUACUACUUAUUCUUCUUGUUCGACUAGUCACCAUCAUCAUCAGUAUCAAUUGCCUGUAUUUUUCAUUGUAGUCAAAUCAAUUGAACCUGGUGAACAAUUACGUUUCUGGCCAUGGAUUGGUCUAUCCAUGCAAUUAGGUAUUCCAGCAUUUUUAUCACCAAAUAACAUUAUUAAUGAUCAUUGUUAUAUAUGUCAUCAAUGUGGUCGUUCAUAUUCACAACCAAAUCCAUUGAAAAUUCAUUUAAUGUUAACAUGUCCAAGUGACAACAACAACAAUGAUGAUGACAACGAUAACCGUAUGUCCAAUAAUAAUAAUGUAAAUCUAUCACGAAGAUUACACACCUGUUCAUAUUGUGGUAAAGUUUAUACAAGAAAAUAUGGUCUAAAAAUUCAUAUCCGUACACAUACAGGAGUUAAACCAUUAAGCUGUCGAUAUUGUGGUCGAUCAUUUUCCGAUCCAUCUAAUCUAAAUAAACAUAUGCGUCUACAUACACAACAUUCAACAUUACAACAACAACAACAACAACAACAACAAUCGUCACAUUUUAAUUAUUGCUUAAUUUAA